AUGAAUGACCAUCAAUCAGAGAUAAUGAAACUGCAAAAAGUAAAGCUGGAAGACACUGAUCAUUGGUGUUUACUAAACCAAUAUCAAAAGAUUGAGAAACUGACUGGAACUGAACUACUUUGGAAGCCUUUCAGAUCACAGCAGAAGACAACUAUGACUUUUUCACCUAUUGUACUUAUUGUCUGGUUUCUUCAUCUGACCAGAUUGCAAGGUUGUAAGAAGUCACUAAUCUCCACAAGAAUUGUUGGAGGCCAACCAGCCUCUGAGGGAUCAUGGCCCUGGCAAGCGGGCUUUUCACUACUCAACGUAACUUUUUGUGGUGGCACUCUCAUAAACGAGAAUUGGGUGCUGACGGCUGCUCAUUGCUUCAUUUGGAUCCCUGAAGACAUUAAAGGAAUUUUUGUGGGUCUAGGUGACCACCAACUCACGAACCCUUCAAAUAACUCAGAGAAAUUUGCCAUCCGACAGAUUAUUCCUCAUCCUAACUACACAGGAAAUGACAAUAUGUUUGACAUUGCUUUGGUGGAGCUAAACAGCACUGUGAAGUUCACCAAAUAUAUCUUGCCUAUGUGUCUCCCAGAGUCUUCUGUAAAGUUCCCUGACAAUACCAGCUGCUGGGUCACUGGAUGGGGAAGUACAACAUCUAGGGGUGACCUGAACCCUCUCCAAACCCUUCAAGAAGUGGAAUUGUUUAUCAUCAAUACAGAUAUAUGCAACUCAGCCUACAACCUGCUCAAUAUUUCAAUAUUGCCCCAUUCCCCUGUCAUGCCCAGUAUGAUCUGUGCAGGUAGCUUUAAUGGGGGCAAAGAUUCCUGUCAGGGUGAUUCUGGAGGACCUAUGGUUUGCAAAUGUGAUGAAAGUGACAAUUGGCUCUUGGCUGGGAUUGUGAGCUGGGGGGCAGGUUGCGGCAUGGCUGGUGUGCCUGGUGUCUACACUUCAGUAGCAUACUAUGCUGAUUGGAUCCAGCUUCACAUACCCCACAUAAAAUUUUCAGAGUGCACACAUGAAAGUAAUAGUGUCAGGCACAGUACCCCUGCUUUUAAUGAAGGGCACAAUACCCCUGCUUUUAAUGAAGGGCACAGUACCCCUGCUUUUAAUGAAGGGCACAAUACCCCUGCUUUUAAUGAAGGGCACAGUACCCCUGCUUUUAAUGAAGGGCACAGUACCUCUGCUUUUAAUGUAGGGCACAGUACCCCUGCUUUUAAUGUAGGGCACAAUACUGUGCUUUUUCUGAUAUCUGUGAAAUUGAUCUUCUUCUGA
Pseudonaja textilis is the source of this 1260-nucleotide messenger RNA. The record is from RefSeq and is a predicted model, not a curated record. Lineage: Eukaryota; Metazoa; Chordata; Lepidosauria; Squamata; Elapidae.